Closterium sp. NIES-65 is the source of this 2403-nucleotide messenger RNA. The record is from the annotation of a GenBank genome assembly. Lineage: Eukaryota; Viridiplantae; Streptophyta; Zygnematophyceae; Desmidiales; Closteriaceae.
AUGGCCCCCGCAGUAUUUGUUCACCUAACCAUUCUGACUGCGAUCGUAACCGCUAUAAUCACCGCUAUCCCAACAGCCGCUAUUCGUCUCCCCGUCACUCGACCGGCAAAUCGCAGCCCGUAUUCGAGCCGUGACGUACACAUUCAGGAUGACGAUGACGAUGACGAUGACGAUGACAGCGACGGAGCAGAGCACCCGAGUCAGGAAUCUCCUCUGCCGGAAGCCGAAGAGAGCGAGAUUGACAGUGUGGAUGAGGAGGAUGACCCAGGGGACUCGGAGCAGUUGGACGGCGCUGCGCCGAUUAACCGCACCAACGCCGACCCCGGACACGCGGACGACGAGUCAGAGGACGGGGGAAAGCGGAAAUUCCCCAUCGCCUCCGACCUGGCGGAGCAGCUGCGCCUGCCCGAGUCGUGCAUCCUGCGCCGCUCCCUAUCCCGCACCGACCACACCGCCGCCAUUGUCACUCUGCUGCUCCUCCCGCGCUAUCAGCCCACCUUCCCCAGAAGCUUCCUGGCGCAGGUCGACUCACGGAUGAGGCGGCACGAGAUACACCUGGAUGCCAGGCUGUACGGGGAGUACUCGCUUGUGGCCCUCACUCAGCUGCUGCCGCCCCUUGCGCCUCCCUCCCUGCCCACGCCGUCGCCACCGCCCGUUCCGGCCCCACCAGCCCCAGGCAACAGCGGCAGCAGCAGCGGUGGCGGUGGUGGUGGUGGCUACACCACCAGCAAUGCCAGUGCAGAGCCAGAGGUGCUGAUCAAGGGCAAGGGGUCAAGCAGCGACCUGCAGCACCCAAUCCAUCCUGCACAUUCGGAUGAGGAUGGGGAUGCCUAUGCAAAUUGCUGUCUCGCGUCAAGCACAGCUGGAUUCACGGCAGGGGCAGCAGGGGCGUACAGUAAGAUGGGUGCACGCGAUGACGGAGCGGACACAAGGGCAGAGCCUGGAGACGAGUGUGUGCGUGCUGCUGUAUCCGCGGCUGCACUGCCCGCUGCAGGGCUGGGUUGCGGGCGGGGCAGCGAGGGCAACAGCGAUGGGGGAGUUGCAGGGGGCAGCGGAAAGGGAGGAUUGGGUGGGCUGUCCGGGGUGAGGGAGUUCUCCCUCCAAGAAAUGGCUCUCGCCACCAACAACUUCCACGAGUCGUCAGUCCUGGGCGAGGGCGGCUUCGGGCGAGUCUACCGCGGCAACAUACCCCCCCAACCGCACUCCACCUCCUCCUCCCCCCCUGCUGCUCCUAUCGAAGUGGCAAUAAAGAGGAUGGACCGGGGCGGGCGGCAGGGCGACAGGGAGUUCCUAGUGGAGGUGGAAGUUCUGUCACGCUUGCACCACCGCCACUUAGUUAAGCUUCUCGGCUACUGUGUAGCACCGGGCGAGCACAUGCUGUGCUACGAGCUGCUGCCGAACGGCAGUCUGCACUCGUGGCUGCACGGGCCGCACUCCCACCACGCCUUCCUCGACUGGCCCGCGCGGGUCAGCAUAGCAGUGGGCGCGGCGAGGGGGCUGGCGUAUCUACACGAGGGGUCGCAGCCAGCGGUGAUUCACCGCGACUUAAAGCCGUCCAACAUCCUGCUGGAUGCGCGCAUGAGCCCCAAGCUCGCUGACUUUGGGCUCGCCAAGGCGGCGCCGCAGGGGGCGGAUGAGCACGUGUCCACCCGCGUCAUGGGCACCUUUGGGUACGUGGCGCCGGAGUACGCAAUGACGGGGCAUCUGAUGGUGCCCAGCGACGUGUACAGCUUCGGGGUGGUGCUGCUGGAGCUGCUGUCGGGCCGCAAGGCCGUUGACACCUCGAGGCCACUCGGCCAGGAAAGCCUCGUGCUCUGGGCGCGUCCACUGCUCUCAAAGCCCUCCCGCUACGGCCACCUGCUGGACCCGCGCCUGCUCGCCUGCCCUUCACCGCCCCCUCCUGCUGCGCUGCACACUGUCGCCACACUCGCCAAUGCCUGCGUCCACAGCGACCCCGCCGCCCGCCCCUCCAUGAGCACUGUCGUCGAGCUGCUGCGCCGCGCACAACAGACAAGCAACGCCGACCAGAAGCAACCGUCCUUUGCGUCUCUGCUGUCACUGGAUACACUGUGCAUGGCAUCGCCUUGUGUGCAAGAGCAGGGCGGCUCCCUCAUGCCACCUGAUUCCAACCCCGAUUCCUCCUUGGGACCCCACAGCCCCAGGUCACUCGCAGCAGGAGCAGCAGAGACAGCAGACGAGAUCAAUCUGCUGCCAGCAGUCGGCGCAGCAAUGGGAAUGGCAACCCCUCUGUUGCCAGAAGUAGGAGCAGCCGAAGCAGCAGAAAUAGCGGAACCAGAGCGUGUCUCCUCCCGCCUGCUGGGUCUCAGCUUCCGCCUCGAGCUCACUGUGACUUGGGGAGGAGACAGCACAGAGACACAGGAACAAUGCUGGAUGGAGCAGUGA